GCACUUUCCAAUUUUGCCAAAAAUCAACUGCGCUCAGAAUUUCUGAUUUCCUAACCCAACUCGCCCUGACCACCAUUAGAUUAUACAACCAUCUAUUGGGAGACUGUCAAGAUGUCGAAGAUCACAGUCGCUAAUGUCCGGACGCAAGUCGGAGAGCUCUUGGAGUACUCCAACGAGACCAAGAAGCGAAACUUCCUUGAGACCGUUGAGCUUCAGAUCGGCCUGAAGAACUAUGAUCCUCAGCGUGACAAGCGUUUCUCCGGCACCAUCCGCCUGCCCUCCAUUCCCCGACCCAACAUGUCUAUCUGCAUUCUCGGUGACCAGCACGAUAUCGAUCGUGCCAAGCACGGUGGUGUUGACGCCAUGUCCGCUGAUGACUUGAAGAAGCUCAACAAGAACAAGAAGCUCAUCAAGAAGCUUGCCCGCAAGUACGACGCCUUCGUCGCCUCCGAGGCCCUCAUCAAGCAGAUCCCCCGUCUCUUGGGUCCUGGCCUGUCCAAGGCCGGCAAGUUCCCCACUCCCGUCUCCCACGCCGACGACCUGACUGGCCGCAUCAACGAGGUCAAGUCCACCAUCAAGUUCCAGCUCAAGAAGGUUCUCUGCAUGGGUGUCGCCGUCGGCAACGUCGAGAUGACACAGGAGCAGCUUGUCGCCAACAUCAUGCUCGCCAUCAACUACCUCGUCUCUCUUCUCAAGAAGGGCUGGCAGAACGUUGGAAGCCUUACCAUCAAGGCUUCCAUGUCUCCCCCCAAGCGCCUGUACUAAGCGUGUUUCGUUAGCAUCUGCCUGAGAUGGCUCCGGCAAUCGUGUUCACUGAAAUGUGGACUGCAGCUUAGACUAGGAGGGCAGGAAAAAUAAACAUAAUAAGACAAAUAUGCUUUUCAAAACGUGAUUAACAAAUGAGCCCAUCCAAAACCUGGGAUAAACAUGUACAUUAGAGAUCAUGGAGAGUAUUUAGACUCCAAGU
This is a messenger RNA of Fusarium verticillioides 7600, 967 nucleotides long. RefSeq names its product 60S ribosomal protein L10a. The record is from RefSeq and is a predicted model, not a curated record. The transcript is spliced from 3 exons. Bases 112 to 765 code for a protein of 217 amino acids. NCBI's taxonomy places the organism in Eukaryota, Fungi, Ascomycota, Sordariomycetes, Hypocreales, Nectriaceae. Gene Ontology annotation, biological process: translation. Gene Ontology annotation, cellular component: large ribosomal subunit. Gene Ontology annotation, molecular function: structural constituent of ribosome; RNA binding.